AUGGUAUCGAAAACCACGCGAGUUGCUACUGCAGCAGCAAGCAGAGCGGCUACACGCAUGCGUGCGGCCGCGGAAAGUGCCUCUCAAGACUCGUCAGCGCGCGCCGGUACCUCAAAUCGUAAUCCAGACGAGUCUGAGAUAGAGCUCAUCUAUUCUGGCAAUUCGGAUGAUGCAUCCGACUCGAAGGCGACUCCUCACGCCUCGGGAUCACCCGGGGCGGACACUGCAAGAGCCAGGUUGACUGGAUCUGGUCAACGCGGCGGUAUUGUGACCGAGAACUUCGGAUCGAGUGAUUAUUCCGAUGAAUCUCCGCCUCACACAAGUCCAUUCAACGAUAGGACGCGUGGGGAUGGUGGUGAUGCACCUACACAUCACCAAGAGCGAAGUAACUCAAGGGAUCGGGGUAACACUGGUGCUAGUGCUCAUGCUGGCACCAAAUCAAGAGGCCAGGAACCGAAAUGUCCUGCACCGCGCUCCCCAAGUGGAGUCUCCAUGGAUGCCGCCAUCCAGAGAGUUGGAACGGUUGGCCGGCACGACUACCGAACGGAACCGAAUCCGGUUUUCGAUUGCAGGAAUAUUUGCCUAGCCGAUUCCAGCACGGAAACUAUCCGUGCUAAGAAAGUGUUCUUCACUGAUGCGUUCUUUAAACAUCGGUGGUACAAUGAUAGCCGUGUUCGGGACGGCAAAGCCUUGGUGUAG
Messenger RNA from Peronospora matthiolae, 699 nucleotides. The record is from the annotation of a GenBank genome assembly. NCBI's taxonomy places the organism in Eukaryota, Oomycota, Peronosporomycetes, Peronosporales, Peronosporaceae.